Acanthopagrus latus (yellowfin seabream) is the source of this 780-nucleotide messenger RNA. RefSeq lists its product as uncharacterized. The coding region runs from base 312 to 749 and encodes 145 amino acids. Lineage: Eukaryota; Metazoa; Chordata; Actinopteri; Spariformes; Sparidae. The transcript has 5 exons. The record is from RefSeq and is a predicted model, not a curated record.
GUUCUAGUGCCGUGCUAGGUUGGUUUUAAGCUGCAUUUGCGUCGGCGGUAAUUAACUAAUCUAGCCUCCUGUGCCCUGUGGGGGUUGUGAGGUAAUCUUGAAUGGCCUAAUAAGAUUUCAGUGUCUACUACCACUAUUGACUGCUGCUAGGUGGCACUGCAUAGAGUCUGAGGAUCCGUCAUCAGAAGCAAUAUGCUGAACCUGGAAGCAGCAAAGAAAGAGACCGUAGACAAAUUAUGUGAGGAGGUGUGAUUUCUUUUCAACAAUGGACUAAAACAGGAAGACUGUUACUUGACAGAAACCAUCCGGCCAUGGAGGGGUCAACUGCAAGAAAAAAAACUGGAUAUGGACAUCACAAAAAAGAUCCCCCGACCCUUUCCCGUCAAUCCACAGCAGACUUCAAUGGUGACGAGAUCACUCAGCCCAGGAGACUGAAUGGUUCCUCGGUGGAGACCCCGAGUUACCAGAACCUGCACCGGGAGCUGCUGCUCAGCCAUAAACGGGGUCUGCUGCUGGAGGAGAAGCCGGAGCUGACGCGAGUGUUGGAGCAGCGCAGACUGGAUCUGCACAAGGAGGAGGAGAUGGCACGACGGGGGCCCUCAGAUCUGGAGACGGAGCUCCGCAAGAGGCAGCAGAAGCUGGAAGAGUAUGAGCAGGAGGAGAUCCGACAGCGAGAGAAACAGCAGAAGAUCCCAGAGUUUGUCCGUGUGAAGGACAACCUGAGGCGAACGCAGGUGUCUGAGCAGUGAGGCCCCGAGGCUCCCAUCAGCCCCUGCAGCC